Molecule: messenger RNA, 2456 nt
Organism: Drosophila innubila
Lineage: Eukaryota; Metazoa; Arthropoda; Insecta; Diptera; Drosophilidae
Gene: Nup93-2
Product: nuclear pore complex protein Nup93-1
Exons: 4
Coding region: 37-2433 (798 amino acids)
Biological process (GO): poly(A)+ mRNA export from nucleus; protein import into nucleus
Cellular component (GO): nuclear pore
Molecular function (GO): structural constituent of nuclear pore
Source: RefSeq, a predicted model, not a curated record
CCGCGUUUUUAUUCGGCGCAAAAUAUUAAUAAGAAAAUGGACUUAAAUACAUUGCUACAGCGUGCACAGAGCCUAACAAAGGGAAAUGUGGAGUGUGAGCUGCCAGGCGUGGAGCGAACGCUGCAACAAGUGCUGCAAGCCACGGAACAGUUGCACAGUCGUGUAACCCAAACGGGCGCCAAGGAAAUACAAGCGCAAAUAUUACUCGGUUCCAAGGGCAUUGAUCUGCCCAAACUAAAUCAGAAGCUAGAGGCGCUCAGUACGGGUAAAACUUUCGAGCCGGUGGAUGUGGCGGGCUCGGACACAGAUGUCUGCACAUUUCUGAAGAAUGAACGGGAAAAUGCCAUACUGUCUGUCAUAGAGGAUACCAACAAGAAUAUUAGCGAUUCCGUUAGUAAACAGAAAUGGGGUAACUUGACAAGCAGCUGGAACGAGGAGAAAACCCGCUUGCUGGAUGCUUUGAUUGGACCCUCACAGAACUUUAUUGACUUGCAGAGAUUACCCGAGCAGAUCAUACUGAAUCCGGAAUGCUUGCCGCUCUCCUGUCUUGAUAAAAUGAGCUUGCUGUAUGCCCAGGAGGUGUGCGAGUACAAUGCGCUGGUUUUGAAGGAUCGUCCUCGUCCAAAUCUGGUGCAAAAGUUUGCACAACUUGCGAGCACUUUUGGAGAUGUGCGUCUUACAGAGAUGUGGAUGCUGCUGUCCUGUGUGACCCAAGUGAACGAAUCACCAUCCCAGACCGAUCCCAUCAAGAGUCGCCAGCAAAGACCAGAGUUUGUGCUGCACGCCAGAACGUAUUUGGAACGACGUUACAAAGUAUACAUCAGUUCAUUGGUGACCCAAGCUUGUGCGACCGAUAGCUACCAGCUCGUCCGCGCCUAUGUAAGUCGACGCUUUAGUGGACAGCAGACAAUCGGACUUGUGGACACGGCUGGUGGCAAACCACUGUGGCCGCUCAUCUACUACAGCUUACGUUGCGGUGCCUUCGAGGCUGCUGUGGACUUCUUACGUGAAGCCGGCUCUAGCUACGAUGAAUUCGCACAACUCAUUGGCGAUCGAAAUGCGGGCGUGAUCAACUCCAAGAUCGAGAGCAAGCUGAAGCUUCAGUAUGCCAAUAAAAUACGCAAUUCAACAGAUGCCUAUAAAAAGGCUGUGUACUGCAUCCUGCUCGGCUGCGAUACGAACGAAGUGCACGGCGAAGUGGCUAAAACCAUUGACGAUUUUCUCUGGAUUAAAUUGGCCAUGCUGCGUCCCGGGGAUGCCGCCGGCUAUGGUCAACUUCAGAGUUCAUUUAUUGAGAAUUAUGGCGAGAAGUAUUUUAAUGCGGCUCAACAUGCUCAUCUGUACUUCCAAGCACUGGCACUCACUGGCCAGUUUGAGGCAGCUAUUGAGUUCCUGGCCCGAACCGAUGCGAAUCGCGUGCAUGCCGUCCACAUGGCCAUAGCCCUACAUGAGCUGGGCAUACUAGGAGGAGUGCGUAGCGUCUCGCAACCGCUGCUCUCGAUUGACAUUUCGGAUCCGACGCCAUUGCGACGUCUUAAUCUGGCGCGGCUCAUUCGCCUCUAUGUGCAGCGCUUUGAGGGAACAGACACUGCCGAGGCCCUUCAUUACUAUUACACGCUCCGCAACCUGCAUGAUCCCAAGGGACGCAACUUGUUCCUCACAUGCGUUUGUGAUCUGGUCGUCGAUAGCGGUGUGCUGGACACCAGCAUAUUUGACCUAAUCUUCGGGCAACGACAGACGGCAACUCUCCCCGAGCAUACGAUCUCCGGAGGUCUGUUCCAGCAGUUUAGCUGUCCGGACUUUGACACACGCACCAUGGCUGGCCUUGUGGCCGAUGAGUUGAUCACGCGUGGCAACUUCGAGAUGGCAGUGCGACUCUAUGACAUGGCUGGCAAGCUCAAUCUGGCACUGAAGCACAUCUCCAUACUGUUGGCUCAGGUGGUUCAGCAGCCUGCGGUGGAGGGUACAUUGCGUGCACGCCUCAGCUUGGAGGCUGAGCGGUUCAGCAAUCGUCUGACCAAUCGGCAAACAGAGAUAGAACCCAAAAUCUUAGUUAGCUUCACAUUAUUGCGCGAUUUGAUCAAGUUCUUUGAUAACUACAACGAAGGCAAACCUCAGGUGGCAUUGGAACUGCUUGACCACACGGGACUCAUACCGCACAGCAUUCGGGAUGUGGACACCUGCCUGGCCAACGUUAGACGACUAAGCGGGGAGGUCAUAAAAGUCAUUCCCGACGUUAUGGUCGCCGCAAUGGAUAUAACACUCACGAAAUACAAACAAUUGAAGUCAGAGACGGAGCCAGUGAGUGUAUUGCAGCACCAGCGACUGCAGGAUCUGCGAGAACGUGCCAAAGCUAUUGCGAACAUGGCAGCCACAAUGCCCUACUGUCCCACAAACCAGCGUCUGUUGCAGCUUGAGCUGCUGAUGCAUUAAAAUAAAUAACAAGUCAGAAGAAA